GUUUUGGCAGGCUGCCUUUCCUUUUACUUCUAUUUCAUAAACUAAUGGCGCCAAUGGUAGAAACCAACAAAUCACGAACAACAACCUUGAAAAAACUUGCAAAAUGGACUCCUUCUUCAAACACUUCUUUUAAUAAAAAGGGUAUCGCCAGCCCAUUAAGUCCCGACGCACCAUUUGUUCCUGUGCAUUAUGAUCAGUUACAACAAGGUUCUUUAUAUAUCAUAAAAAUUAAACAAGUGAGUCUCGCUCUUUUUGAAGGAUGGAAUGAUGAUAUGUGCUGCUUUUCGAUUCUUCGUUCCGAGGUAGAGCCUAUGCGAUGGUCAGAAGCAAGACAGCUGCCAGGUGAUUUUGACAUAUAUGACGCAUUUGAUGAGUGUGGAAAUCCGCCCAUUCAUCUAUGGAGUAGAUAUUUGAAAACAAAUGUUCCAAGCAAUUGGUUCUAUAUGUUUGAAGAAGCAAGACUGAAACAACGUGCAUGGUUUAGAGAACAUGAUGAAUAUAUCCGACAGACCACAACGACCGAACAAGGACGAGACGUUCAUUCUUCUUUAUCCAAUACAGACGUGUCCACCAUGCUGUUGAGUCCACAGGAAAGCAUUGUUUCUUCAGUGGUUGCAUCAACCAAUAUUGUUGAUCCUGGCAUCCUGCACGAGGACACUUCUUUCACACCUACAUCGCCUACGUUUGCAGAUGGUGAGUCGGUAACCAGGCAAGCAUCUACUCCAUCUUCGCUCGUGAUCGAUAGGGAACAGAUUCGCCGACACUUGGCGCCAGGCCAAGCGAGCGUGCUCAACAGACAAUCCUCUGCUGUCGUAGGCUUACCAAACAUAAACAGCACUAUCAGUCAGACAUCUAGCAAACGUGACGUGGAAAGUACGACUGUGGCAGAAGAAAGUAGAGUCGACAGGCUUGAUCUCCAAGAGUAUUCUGCCCAGCUUGACUUUCCUCAUGACUCAGACCAAUUCUCCAUUCGAUCUGAUCUUCCAGGCAGCAGCAGUCCAUCACUAUCCAUUCCUCCUUCAAAAUCACGUAGUCGGCCGUCGAUGAAAAAGAUUAUAUGGAAUUAAACCAUUUUAUUUAAUGCUUCUACAAUCCUCCACCUUCUCAUUUCUUUUGCUACAGGAAGAAAAUAGUUUAUCAGAUGAUGUAGUUGCUCCUUUGAUGUCACUCGAUAUUUUGCAUCUGACAGUAGUGACAUGAGUUUGGUUUCGUUAUAAGGGCCUGAUAACAUCUGUCGUAGUAUCGC
Messenger RNA from Rhizopus microsporus ATCC 52813, 1246 nucleotides. RefSeq lists its product as uncharacterized. The record is from RefSeq and is a predicted model, not a curated record. NCBI's taxonomy places the organism in Eukaryota, Fungi, Mucoromycota, Mucoromycetes, Mucorales, Rhizopodaceae. The transcript has 4 exons. Bases 45 to 1067 code for a protein of 340 amino acids.